AUGGAGCGACGGCUGGCGGAGUUCCGGGCCUCCCGAAAGCGAGUGGACGGGAACCACAACGGCGCGGAAGCCGAGCCGGUUCGGACACUGCGGCCCGGACAGGAAGCAGCUCAAACUCCCGGGAGCUCAGCAGAGGCCCCAGCUCCGGCCGGCUCUUCUCCAGCCCCACGGUCUCGGUGCCCCCCGAUUGUUCUCACUCUCUUGAAGGUGCUCCUGUGGUUGGUCUUACUCGGACUUUUCGUGGAACUGGAAUUCGGCCUGCCUUAUUUCGUCCUGUCCCUGUUCUACUGGAUCUACGUAGGGACCCGGGGCCCAGGGGAGAAGAAGGAAGGCGAGUGGAGCGCUUAUUCCGUGUUCAAUCCCGGCUACGAAGCCAUCCAAGGCACCCUGACGGCGGAACAGCUGGAGCGGCAGUUAUUGAACCAGCCCCUGGCCGGGAGGUAGCAUUUCCGCCUCAUCCUUUGGACACCCGUUACCUAAUCUCUCGAUCUGGACGCGAUUUGAUGGGCGGAAGCGAUGGGGACACCAUUUUAUCCCCUUGGAUGCUGUGGCGGGGGGGAAAGAGUGAUGUCUUUCCAUCUCCAUUAUGUGAUAUUUGCCUUCUGGGUUUCCUAACGCUUCUUUUCCCGGCCCGCUGCGGCAUUUCUGACCGCACUUACAAUUCCGUCUCCAGACUGGCUUUCAAUUUUCCUAAAAGCCGUGAAAAGGCACUAUUGCACGACAGGCGCGACCCCCCACGUACAGAGUUGUAUCUUGGGGAGAUGGAGACCUGUUCAUUUUCAUAGAUGAGGAAGCCAGCUUCGAGAAGGAGGAAAAGCAAAUCAUCAGGUGGGACGGUCUGUUGAAAGUUAGGGCUGUUAGGAUUGAUAAAGCGGCGCCACUUGGAGGCAUCAAAGCUGUUAAUAAAUUGAACCGAAUGUCUUUAGCCUCUCCCAAACCUAGAAGAGUUGAAAUGGUGAUUUUUUUCAAUUUUCUUAACUCUUUUCUACCCCUUAACGGUGUUAAGGAGACGCCAGCCUUGUCGGCCUUUAUGAAGAAGAAUGCCUCCGGUCAGGGGAGGUUCAUUCGUUCAGUCGUAUUUAUUGAGCGCUUAUGGUGUGCAAAGCAGUUUGUCUUCAUCCACGCGGUCUCUCACUCUCUCCUCUCUGUCACCCGUCUUUCAAGGGCCCUUAGGAAGCAGGUGAAUUCUGCACGGUCAGAGGAGUCAAGGAAGUGGAAUCAAUCAAUCAAUCGUAUUUAUUGAGCGCUUGAGCGAAGUACAAAUU
Molecule: messenger RNA, 1265 nt
Organism: Tachyglossus aculeatus (Australian echidna)
Lineage: Eukaryota; Metazoa; Chordata; Mammalia; Monotremata; Tachyglossidae
Gene: SAYSD1
Product: SAYSVFN motif domain containing 1
Exons: 2
Coding region: 1-444 (147 amino acids)
Source: RefSeq, a predicted model, not a curated record